AUGGAUCAGCUGAUUAAACAGCUGCAGCUAGCAGCCGCUGCUCAGGCGCAGGUGCAAACUUCGCCUUCGCAUUCGCAUCCGCGGCAACAUCCGCAUACGGCAUCCGCCUUGCAGCUUUAUGCUGCAGCAGCCGCCGUCAACCUGCGAGUUCCCGGAUGGUCGCCAUUCCUCAGCCAGCUUCCCAUCGAUUCCCCAAAUCUGGGGGACUCCCAGGGAUCUGGUCACCAGGCCACCAGUUCGUCCUCCGUCUACAUGCUCCGCCAGAUGGCGCUAAUGCAGCGAGCCAAUGCAGCCGCUGCAGCAGCCGCGAUUCAGCAGCAAAGGGACCGGAAUUGGAAUCGGGAAAUGAGUAAUAAGGAUCAGGAUCAGCAAACUAUUAAAUCGGAAUCACUACCGUAUCCCAAAAAUGUUAGCUCUGGCCGACAUCCGCACGACAUCCGCGAGGACUCCAGUCAUGAGGAUAAUGACAGCGAGGAGUCAACUUCAGCUAUUAUCAAAAAAGAACCCAAAUCCAAUCUGGAACCGGAUGAGGAUGCGGAUGCGGAUGUGGAUGUGGAGUCCUCGAAGCGCAGGCGCUGCAGGACCAACUUCAACUCCUGGCAGCUGGAAGAACUCGAGAGAGCCUUCCUGGGAAGCCACUAUCCUGACAUUUUCAUGCGAGAGGCCCUGGCCAUGAGGCUCGAUCUGAAGGAGGGUCGCAUAGCGGUUUGGUUCCAAAACCGACGUGCCAAGUGGCGCAAAAAGGAUCACACGAAGAAGGGUCCUGGGCGACCGGCGCACAAUGCCCAGCCGCAGAGUUGCAGUGGAGCUCCCAUUCCGUUGACCGAACUGCGGGCCAGAGAGCGAGCUCAACGCAGGAAGCGGAUGAAGAAAGCGAUCGAUCGGCAGGCGAGGAAGCUGCGUCUCAAGGGAAUCGAGGUGGACUUGGCCCGGCUAAAAGCGGAUUACCUGGCUGCCCACAAGGACAUCUGGGAGAAGGAGGAGGAGGAGGCGAUGGAGGAGGAGGACCUAAGUUUCUACGAGGGCGAGGACGAUCUAACCAUCGAUGUGGUGGGCGAGGACAUGACCGGCGACAGUCAGGACAACUCGUUCUGCUCCUCCAGGACGACCUAUCAGAAGAGCACCAGCAGCGAACUGGAUCCCGAUGAGCCCGAUACUGGGGUGCCCAUUAAACUGGAGACUGUACCUCCUCCACCCUCACAAACUAAAACCCCCUACAGCUCCCCCUUCAGCAUCGAGUCCCUGUUGGGCUCAUAGCGAAUAACUGUAGUAAAGUAGGCUUACGAUUGCGAUAAUGGUGGCUAGCUAAUAACUAAG
Molecule: messenger RNA, 1317 nt
Organism: Drosophila takahashii
Lineage: Eukaryota; Metazoa; Arthropoda; Insecta; Diptera; Drosophilidae
Gene: OdsH
Product: Ods-site homeobox
Biological process (GO): regulation of DNA-templated transcription
Molecular function (GO): sequence-specific double-stranded DNA binding; DNA-binding transcription factor activity, RNA polymerase II-specific
Source: RefSeq, a predicted model, not a curated record